CUUUUAUUUUGCCGUGGCGCUGCGCCAAGGUCAUUUACAUGUUGCUGAAACCCUGAGCUGUUUUAAAUCAGCUGAUUAAUCAUGGCCAGAAAUAAUAAUUUACUUUAAGAUAUUAGUAACACUUUUGACCUGUGACAUUUUACUGGCUGUUUUUCCAGUUCAGCUCCAGUUCAUUCAUGAAAUGUUUAACCCAAGCAAUGAGAUAAAUACUUGACUACCCACCCAGUUUCUGAACACACCGUUCUAUGAAAUGACAGAAGACUCUGCUGAAACCUGUUGGACGAGCUGUCUGUGAAACAAUAAAUGUAUGAUAGCACAGGAAGCAACGCUUCAAAUAUUUCUGCAUCUUCACGUUCGUGGUUUUAUUUGAGAGCCAGUUUUAACGGCGUCACAUGUAUUGAACCACAAUGGAAUUUGCUUGUGGGUUUGUUUAUGUGCCACACUUCACACAGAAAGAGGGAAAACAAUCUGGUGCUAAUGUCUUUAAACGAUCAGCUCUCCAUCCUCCUAUGAAGUGGAUCCGUCCUCAUGCUGCUCCUCCUCCCCCUCCUACACUAUCUGCAAAAGUCAAAGCCCAACAGUCCCCCACUUCUCCGAAGAUCACUGAACAAUUUGGAAACAGCAGAGAAGUGGAGGUUACAAAACUUACUUCUUCCUAUAAAGACACUGAAUUUCACAAGAGACUGGAGGCAGCUGCUUCCAUGCCUCCUCAGAGGACAACGCCACCUCAUAAAACAGCUCUUCUUCCACCACAUAUGAGACCAGCAGGAAACAGCCCAUCCACACCUUACAAACAACCUUGUGCUUCCUCCAAUGCCAACCAUCUGAUAUUUACCUAUGAUGAGCCAAAAAAAGAACCUGAUUUUAACACGGAACCCUGGGAUCCUGACUACUCUUAUAGUGUCCCUGAAGGCUCAGGUGGUGAGGUAAAGUUGCCAGCUGAAACUGGCAUUGUGCCGGCAUCAGCCCCUGGUAUCCCUCCAAGACCUGCAUUUAUGAAAUUAAUUCCAGAGUACCUGAUGUUGUUACCAUCAUCUCCUUCAGCCACACCACAUCUCUCAUCACCUCCCAGUAAAGCAGAUAAGGAGCCUCUGCCAGGAAAUCCCAACGUGGUUCUGGUCAGUUUAGGAAAAUUGCUCUCAGAGGAAAGAGUGCAACCCACACAAGGGGAACCCACCUGCUGCUCUCAGUGUGGCUCUGUACUGAACACCUGCUUUGACAAUGUGGUUGAAGUAUGUUACUUCUGUCAUUCAACCAGUUCUCCCAUGGAACUCCAGUGUCCUCUAAAUGCUCACAGGGAUGGGCUCUUUCUGCUCAACCCUAAUGAAAAGCCCCUGUGUGCUGCUGAUACCCUGCUACUUUUCUGCAUCGAUGUCUCAGGCUCCAUGAGUAUCACCUCCCAGGUGAUGGAAGGAGAGCAUAUUGUCUACAAAUCCAGACUCCAGUUUGUCCAAGAAGCCGUGUUGCAGUGUGUUCAGACACUAAGUGAACAACACCCUGACAUACAAGUGGGGCUCGUCACCUUCAACUAUCAUGUGACAGUGCACGGUCAUGAGGGUUUACCAUCACAUACCCUGAGUGGUGCUGAGUUGACUGAUAGUGAAUACUUGAAAGAGGCUGGAGCCAGUUUUCCCAGUCCACCUCCACUUACUCAGACCAAAGACUGCCGACAAAUACAAGUCAUGGGAUUAUCUGCAAACGGGACCACAGCUCUGGGUCCAGCUGCUCUCCUUACAAUUGCAAUGGCCUCCAGACAGCCAGGCUCAAAGGUAAUUAUCUGUACAGAUGGAAAAGCCAAUGCAGAGUUGGGGAAUCUAGAAGAGGAGGACAAUGAUGCUCGCACCCUCCUCUCAUCCACAAUCUUCUACACAGAGCUGGGGGAGUAUGCUGCUAAUCAAGGUGUGACAGUGUCUGUGCUGUCCAUAGAGGGAACUGACUGCAGGCUGGAUGAGCUGGGAAGACUCACUGAUCGCACUGGAGGGAAAGCAGUGAUAGUCAGUCCUAACAGAUUGCACACAGAGUUUGAAGAGAUUAUUCAAAAUCAGAUCGUGGCCACUCACUGUUCCGUGACGUUGCUGCUGCCCAAGUCACUGCGUAUGAAAGGGGAGAGAGAGGCAGGACACAAAGGAACCAGAGAGGUGGGGAACGUGAACCCAUAUACCGAGAUUACCUUCCAGUUUGGAGCUAGUGACCAAAACACAGAAGUGCCACCGCCAGCUCCUGGCAGCCACGUAUCCAUCCAGCUACAGAUCAGAUACAAGCAGGGAAAUGGACGGAUGAUGCUCAGAGUGUUGACUGCUGACCGAGAAGUUACAGAUGACAGCUCGGCGGCCCUGUCCUCUCUGUCUCUGGCCAUCAUUCAGCUCAACUCUUCACAGGCCAGCGCCGCUCUAGCCGUCAGAGGCCGUUUCCUUGAUGCCAGGGAGGAGGGAGAGCUGCAGCGGAAGCUUAUUGAAAGAGCAAUAGAGCAUAAUCACAGUGCAGAAGAAAAACACACAUUUCAAGAAUGGAUUAAAAAGAUGGAGCCAAUAUACAGCAACAUACAUAGCUUGACGAGGAGAAAAUCUGUCAUUUCAGAUUCUCAGCCUUUAACAGAUGCUGGUGCAGCGCUGUUCUACGCUAUGAAGCACAGCAACAGGAAGUCCAUUUCACUGAAGAAGAAGCUUCAGCUCUAGCCAGUGGUCUUUCUCCACCUUUUACCUCAGCCCAGGCAACUCAAGUCAUGAAUGUCAAAGUGAAACACUAAAAUUGGACUUUGGCUUUAUAAAUACCUGUAAAAUAUUUCAAUAUGCAAACUAUAAAGGCAUUAUAAAACUAUAUGACACAA
Molecule: messenger RNA, 2827 nt
Organism: Melanotaenia boesemani (Boeseman's rainbowfish)
Lineage: Eukaryota; Metazoa; Chordata; Actinopteri; Atheriniformes; Melanotaeniidae
Product: circularly permutated Ras protein 1-like
Exons: 21
Coding region: 408-2675 (755 amino acids)
Biological process (GO): COPII-coated vesicle cargo loading
Cellular component (GO): COPII vesicle coat; endoplasmic reticulum exit site
Molecular function (GO): SNARE binding; zinc ion binding
Source: RefSeq, a predicted model, not a curated record